AUGUCCCAGGCACACGGAUUACUGCUGGACCGAGAAACCUUGUCCUGUUCGAUCUGUCUGGAUCUACUGAAGGAUCCGGUGACUAUUCCCUGUGGACACAGCUACUGUAUGAAGUGUAUUAAAAACUUCUGGGAUGAAGAGGAUCACAAAGGAAUCCACAGCUGCCCUCAGUGCAGGGAGACCUUCACACCGAGGCCCGUUCUGAAGACAAACACCAUGUUAGCAGCUUUAGUGGAGCAGCUGAAGAAGACUGGACUCCAAGCUGCUCCUGCUGAUCUCUGCUAUGCUGGACCUGAAGAUGUGGCCUGUGAUUUCUGCUCUGGAAGAAAACUGAAAGCCAUCAAGUCCUGUUUAGUCUGUCUGGCCUCUUUCUGUCAGAAACACCUUCAGCCUCAUUAUGAUGUGGCUCCACUAAAGAAACACAAGCUGGUGGAGCCCUCCAAGAACCUCCAGGAGAACAUCUGCUCUCGUCAUGAUGAGGUAAUGAAGAUGUUCUGUCGUACUGAUCAGAAGUGUAUCUGUUAUCUCUGCUCUGUGGAUGAACAUAAAGGCCACGACACAGUGUCAGCUGCAGCAGAAAGGACUGAGAGGCAGAGAGAGCUGGAGGUGAGACGAGAAAACAUCCAGCAGAGAAUCCAGGACAGAGAGAAAGAUGUGAAGCUGCUUCAACAGGAGCUGGAGGCCAUCAAGCACUCUGCUGAUAAAACAGUGGAGGACAGUGAGAAGAUCUUCACUCAGCUGAUCCGUCUCAUCCAGAAAAGAAGCUCUGAUGUGAAGCAGCAGAUCAGAUCCCAGCAGGAAACUGAAGGGAGUCGAGUCAAAGAGCUUCAGGAGAAGCUGGAGCAGGAGAUCACUGAGCUGAAGAGGAAAGACGCUGAGCUGAAGCAGCUCUCAGACACAGAGGAUCACAACCAGUUUCUCCACAACUACCCCUCACUGUCAGCACUCAGUGAGUCUACACACUCAUCCAGCAUCAAGAUCCGUCCUCUGAGCUACUUUGAGGAUGUGACAGCAGCUGUGUCAGAGCUCAGAGAUCAACUACAGGACAUCCUGAGAGACGCAUGGACAAACAUCUCACUGAGACUCACUGAGGUGGAUGUUUCACUGUCAGAACCAGAACCAAAGAGCAGAGCUGGAUUCUUGAGAUAUUCAUGUGAAAUCACACUGGAUCCAAACACAGCACACAAUGAUCUGUUACUAUCAGAGGGGAACAGGAAGGUGACAUUUAUGGAUCAACCUCAGUCUUAUUCUAGUCAUCCAGACAGAUUCACUGGUUGGCCUCAGGUUCUGAGUAGAGAGAGUCUGACUGGACGUUGUUACUGGGAGGUGGAGAGGAGAAAGAAAGUUUAUGUAUCAGUCGCAUACAAGAAUAUCAGCAGAGCAGGAGGAGGGAAUGAAUGUGGAUUUGGACAUAAUGACAAAUCUUGGGCAUUAUAUUGUUACCAAGGAGGUUAUAAAUUUGGUCACAACAACAUCUGGACCUCCAUCUCAGGUCCUGGUUCCUCCAGAGUAGGAGUGUACCUGGAUCACAGAGCAGGUAUUCUGUCCUUCUACAGCGUCUCUGAAACCAUGACUCUCCUCCACAGAGUCCAGACCACCUUCACUCAGCCGCUACAUGCUGGGGUUUGGUUAAAUGCAAUUUUAACUCAAAUUUUAGGCACCGAGAACUCUGCAGAGUUUUGUAAACUCAAGUAAACUGAAAAAUUUCUGAUCUGUGUGAUUCCUUCUAAAGUUUUUAAUUAAAUCAUUUUAGUGUCUUUUCUGUUUUGUGUUCAGGUUUUUCACAUCAUUCUCUUAUAGUUAAAAUCUAAACUUCUCUCAGUUUUUUUUCUAGGUUUAUUUAAGUUUAUUUAGGUUAUUUAAGUAUUUUCUAGCCAAUUAAGUUAGUAUAGGAAAACUCAAUUUAUUUCAAAAUGUGAUUUCUUCAACAAUAAAAAUGUUACUGAGGUUUUAAAGUUUGAAGAAGCUUCUUUGAUCUUUUAAUUGAUCUUUCUCCCAAAAUGUAAAUUAAGUCUUUAGACGUUCAUCAAUUUAAGCAAAUUAAACAUUCCUUUCAGUUUUCUUCAUGAAUGGUAAUUAAAAAUUGAGCGUGAAAACUUAAAUUUUCAUUUCAAAAGUUUAUUUCAAACCUGCACACAUUUUACAAUACAUAUACUGAUAAACAAUACAUAUGCAUGGCUUGAAAGGGGAAUGGAAGAAGCAAAAGCUUAUACAUGUCCAAUCCCCUCCCGCUCAUCCCAGGGACACUCCCAAGACCUGCAAACGACACAUCCACACUCAUGCAUACAAGACAACACACUGGCCCAACUAUCUCCUUCCCUACACCACACCACCCUCAUAGAACAUCACUCACUCUCUUCCAGGUAUUUUCUCAGGACAUCCCGCUUAAAUAUUUUUUAAAAAAGAUUUAUGUUUUCACAACACUUUUGUUCCUCCGCUAAACUAUUCCAGAGGGUGACACCACGACUUGAGAUGCACAUUGAUUUCAAUGUAGUUCUUACUUUUGGUUACACUUUUACAUGUUUGUUAAAGUGUAAAAAUGUGCAUGUCUGUGACAUAUUCCCAAAUAAAUCACCAUUUUCAUGGUUACAACUAAAAUCUCA
Fundulus heteroclitus (mummichog) is the source of this 2603-nucleotide messenger RNA. RefSeq names its product tripartite motif-containing protein 16-like. Gene Ontology annotation, molecular function: zinc ion binding; protein binding. The coding region runs from base 1 to 1695 and encodes 564 amino acids. The record is from RefSeq and is a predicted model, not a curated record. The transcript has 2 exons. Lineage: Eukaryota; Metazoa; Chordata; Actinopteri; Cyprinodontiformes; Fundulidae.